This is a messenger RNA of Penicillium waksmanii, 1023 nucleotides long. Its product is annotated as putative GTPase MTG1. The record is from RefSeq and is a predicted model, not a curated record. The transcript is spliced from 2 exons. The coding region runs from base 1 to 1023 and encodes 340 amino acids. Gene Ontology annotation, cellular component: mitochondrion. Lineage: Eukaryota; Fungi; Ascomycota; Eurotiomycetes; Eurotiales; Aspergillaceae. Gene Ontology annotation, molecular function: GTPase activity; GTP binding.
AUGGCGCAGUUUAUACCGCGUCAUGUCUUCCCCAAUUAUGGGGCAAUUCCGAGGUCCUACUUCCUGGGCCAUCAUCGCGCCGGUCUGACCCAGAUGAAGAACAUGCUCGCAUCGAUUGAUUAUGUGGUCGAAUGCCGGGAUUACCGCGCCCCUGUCACCUCAAUAAACCCUGUAUUUGAAGAGGCAUUGGGCAAGAAGCGACGAAUAGUCGUCUAUACUAAGAGAGAUCUUGGCAGCGCCCCCAAAUCUUCAGCACGGCAGGUGACAGAAAAUAAAGUACGGAGCUUCGACCCGAACAGUGCCGUCUUCUUCACCAGCUCAGCCUCCCGCGCCGAUGUAUCUCAAAUAAUCAAACACCUCCGAAACGACGCCGCGGCUCCAGAUAAAUUGACCGGGUCUCGGGUGAUGGUGGUGGGAAUGCCCAAUGUUGGCAAAUCAACGUUAAUCAACCAUCUAAGGAAUCAUGGCGUGGGCAAGGCCAAAGCCCUGAAGACCGGUGGUCAGCCGGGCAUCACUCGGAAAAUCGCAAGCCCGGUGAAGAUUAUUGAGCGCGACAGUGGCGCGCAUGUAUAUGUGCUAGACACACCUGGUGUCUUCAUGCCAUAUGUUCACGAUGCGGAAAAUAUGCUCAAGCUGGCGCUCUGUGGUUGUGUCAAAGAUGCGGUCAUCUCACCUGUCACCCUUGUGGACUAUCUGUUAUACAAGAUUAAUUUGCAUGAUGCGCAGGCGUAUCAGCGAUGGUCAGAAUCUACGAAUGAGGUGAUGCCUCUCAUCGAAAACUUUGCGCGAAAAACUGGGCUACUUGGGAAAGGCGGAGUGCCCAUCAUCGACUCUGCGGCUUUGCAUCUCGUCCAAAAAUGGCGACAGGGCGACCUUGGUCGCUUUCUACUGGAUGACUUGGAUGCGGAGAAGCGCCAACGAGAUGACCCUGAUUAUAAACCUCAGAUGAGCAUGUCACAGGCAUUGAGGAUAGAGAGGGUCACUCGGAAAACCAGAUCGGAUGUGAAUAGCAGCUCCGAGUAA